UGUUUACUAACAAGCACAGCCACUGAGAAUAGAAGAAGAAGAAAACCAGGAGCUGAAGCAGAAACGAAAACCACCAUGCCGAAGAGGAAAGUUACAUUUGAGGACGGGGAAGGAGAGUUGGAGCUGGCUGAAGACCUCCCAAACAAAAAGAGUUGCGAGGCUGUGAGUGGACCAGGCUCAAGGUUCAAGGGCAAACAUUCCCUUGAUAGCGAUGAAGAGGAUGAAGCGGAAGAAACAAAAAGCACCAGCAAAUAUGAUAUUCUGGCCAGUGAUGACGUGGAGGGCCAAGAGGGAGCGACAAUCGACUUUGACGAGGGAGUUUCUAUUACACCUUUCAACCUGGACGAGGAGAUGCAGGAAGGAUACUUUGACUCUGAGGGAAACUACUUCAUCAAAAAGGAAGAAGAGAUUAGAGACAACUGGCUUGACAACAUUGAUUGGGUGAGAAUAAAAGAACAACCGUUCAAACAAAAGAAGAAAGGUCUUGGAGCCAAACGGAAACGCAGAGCCGGGGAUGAGGAUGAGGCCGAGGAAGAGAAACAGAGAGAAGAUAAGCAGGCAGACAAAAAAGCCGAUGACGGAGAAGAGGAAGAUGAGGAGAUGGAGCCUGCAGAGGACCCGCUGGCAUCCUUCACUCAGCACCAGCUCACUGAAGCUGUGAUCGAAUUGUUGCUACCUGGAGAGACAGUUGCCACAGCGCUCCGUCGGUUAGGAGGCCUUGGAGGACGGAAGAAGGGGAAGCUGAGGGAAGAGAGUGAACCCACAGAGGAGAACAAAAGGGAUACAGAGAAGCUUGACAGGCUCACCGCACUAGCUGACAGAUUGGUUGGAUCUGGGAUGUUUGAGAUCUAUCAGCAAACAUAUGAAAAACUGGCCUAUUUGAUGAAGAGCAUGAGCAGCAAGCGACCAGCAGUGGAGAAGAAACGGCGUGGUGAUGAGGAUGAAGAUGAAGAUGAACUUGAUAUGUUCGCAGAUAAAUUUGACGAGACUGAGACAGGCAAAGCCGUGGAGGAAGAAGAUGAAAAAGUGAGUGAUGAAGUGAUGUGGGAGUACAAAUGGGAAAACAAGGAUGAUUCAGAGAUUUUCGGCCCUUUUACCAGCCCGCAGAUGCAGGGCUGGGUGGACGAAGGCUAUUUCAGCACUGGUGUUUACUGCAAAAGGAUCGACCAGAAGGGAUCUCAGUUCUACAACUCCAAGAGACUAGAUUUUGAGCUGUAUACAUGAUUUGUGUCCAGCAGCAAAUUAAUCACAACCAUCACGGUCAUGAAACGUUUUCAUUGUUUGGUGGCUUUGGUGUCAAAUCUAUAAUUUGAACAGGGGAUUUGUUUUCUGUACAUUGUUUUUAAAUAAAUAACUCAUGUAUGUCGUGUUACUAUCA
Cyclopterus lumpus (lumpfish) is the source of this 1378-nucleotide messenger RNA. RefSeq names its product CD2 (cytoplasmic tail) binding protein 2 (gene cd2bp2). The record is from RefSeq and is a predicted model, not a curated record. Gene Ontology annotation, molecular function: protein binding. Gene Ontology annotation, cellular component: U5 snRNP. The transcript has 7 exons. Lineage: Eukaryota; Metazoa; Chordata; Actinopteri; Perciformes; Cyclopteridae. The coding region runs from base 76 to 1224 and encodes 382 amino acids.